CCAAUUCCUCCGAAAAUCUUGGUCUGCUGCCCCUCUUCACCAGCCGGUGUCCUGUGUUUGCCCGCUCAACAUUUGUCUGCCAACAGGAAGCCCUUUCUUGCCCCCGACCGAAGUUCUCUGAGGCCAGCUGUGGCCGUGAAGGUGCAGGGCAUUCAGGCAGGCCAGCCGGAUGAGUGGGGAGUGGGGGCACCGGGGCCAGACCCUGAUUUGGGUUGUUUGGGUCCUUACAGCUGCCACCAAAGGGCCAGCCACGGACGCACCAGUGAGGAGCACCACGCUGGGGUGGGUCCGGGGGAAGCAAGCCACUGUGCUGGGAAGCACCAUGCCUGUGAACGUGUUCCUCGGGAUCCCCUAUGCUGUGCCCCCUGUAGGACCCCUGCGAUUUAAGAAACCAAAGCCUGCCUUGCCCUGGAAUGACUUCCGAGAUGCCACGUCCUACCCUAAAUUGUGCCUCCAGAACUCAGAGUGGCUGCUCUCAGAUCAACACUUUCUCAAGGUGCAUUACCCCAAAUUGGAAGUGUCUGAAGACUGCUUGUACCUUAACAUCUAUGCGCCAGCCCAUGCGAACAAGGGCUCCAAGCUCCCUGUCAUGGUGUGGCUCCCUGGGGGCGCCUUCGAGACUGGCUCAGCCUCCAUCUUUGACGGGUCUGCCCUGGCUGCCUACGAGGACGUGCUAAUUGUAACGACCCAGUACCGGCUAGGAAUAUUGGGUUUCUUCAACACAGGGGACCAGCAUGCUCCAGGGAACUGGGCCUUCCUGGACCAGAUGGCCGCCUUAACCUGGGUCCAGGAGAACAUCGAGUUCUUCGGUGGGGACCCACGCUCUGUGACCCUCUUUGGCGAGUCAGCAGGAGCCAUAAGUGUUUCCAGCCUUAUUCUGUCCCCCAUGGCCAAUGGCUUAUUCCACAGAGCCAUCAUGGAGAGUGGGGUGGCCAUCAUCCCUUUCCUGAGGGCCCCUGACGAUGAGAGGAAUGAAGAUUUGCAGGUGGUCGCACGCAUCUGUGGCUCCAACGCGAUGGACUCAGAGGCCUUGCUGCAGUGCCUGAGGGCAAAAUCCCCCACGGAGCUGCUGGACAUCAACAAGAAAACCAAGUCUUUCACUCGAGUGGUUGAUGGUUUUUUCUUUCCUGAUGAGCCUCUAGACCUACUGACCGAAAAAACAUUUAAUCCAAUUCCUUCUGUCAUUGGAGUCAAUAACCACGAGUGUGGCUUCCUGCUGCCCAAGAAGGAAUUUCCCGAGAUCCUCGGGGGCUCCAACAAGUCUCUCGCCCUGCACUUGCUGCACACAGUCCUGCGCAUCCCCAACCAGUAUUUAUACCUUGUGGCUGAUCAAUACUUCUCCAACAAGCACUCCCCAGCUGAGAUACGAGAUAGUUUUCUGGACUUGCUUGGAGAUGUGUUCUUUGUGGUCCCUGGGCUGGUCACAGCUCGAUAUCACAGAGAUGCUGGCGCACCUGUCUACUUCUACGAGUUUCAACACGGGCCCCAGUGCUUAAAGGACAGAAGGCCGGCUUUCGUCAAAGCCGAUCACUCUGAUGAAAUCCGCUUCGUCUUUGGAGGUGCCUUCCUCAAAGGCGACGUCGUCAUGUUCGAAGGAGCCACGGAGAAGGAGAAAUUGCUGAGCAGGAAGAUGAUGAGGUACUGGGCCAACUUUGCGCGGACCGGGGACCCUAACGGGGAAGGCCUGCCGCUGUGGCCAGCCUACAGUCAGAGCGAGCAGUACCUGAAGCUGGACUUGAAUCCCCUCCAGAGAAAAAGAACGCAAAGGGGAAGAGGAGGAGGAGAAGGGGGAAGAAUUCUGGCAACACUGGAGCUGCGUUCCGGCCUGGUAACCAGGGCUUCUGAUAGCCCAUACAUCACCUUCGUACAAAUUAGAAAGUAUCCUUUCUUCAAAACCUUCUACAGGCAUCUUCCAGGAAAUCGUCAUCUCAUCAUUGAUAGAGAUCUACAUCUGUGAUGUGAACAGUACCUCCUCUGGAGUAGUGCUCUUGUGCAGUACACAACCUGCACAAUUGUUCUCAGUGACCCUGAUGGAACAACCUGUAGGAACUGAGUAGUGGCCACCCCUUUACCUUUUUUCACAGUCUCACUAUUCCCCUUUGUGGGAAAGAUUUGGUUUGUCUCCAGAGUUUUGUUGGAUUUGAUUUGAUUUAGUGAUUCAGGUCUAAGAUUGUAAGGGCGGGGGGAAGAUUUUCUUUAAAAGUGAAGUUAUUUAAUUUGUCUUGUGCCUGGGUCCAUUUCACUCAUUGAUAUUACCUGACUCCCAAAGAUGUUAAGGUUUGGACCCCUGGCCUCUCAUUUUAUGGAAACCUAUGGAGAUGUGAAAGAAUUCACUGAAAAUCACUCAGUGAAUUAGUAGCAAGUCAAAACCAGACCUCGAAUCUCUGUCUUUCCAGAUCAGGACUCUUUCUGCCAUGCUCCCUGUCUCCCUCAGCGUAGGGUCCAAAUCUGUUGGAGUGUCUCUGGCUUUGGUGGUUGCGGAAGGGCGCUGAUCAAUAGUACUUGGGGCAUUUUCUGGCUCUAGGAAGAGGAACCAAGCCACACACAAGCAAGCUGGAAAUUCAGUUGCCUCUGCAGCUGCAGAAGGCUAAUUUCUACACUGAUAUUUGGCUAAACUAACAGCUAGAAAACACCACUCAACUCAUUUUUUAAAAUACUAUCAUAUUAAAUGACAUUACACUUAUUUAUAUACUGCACGCAGUCCCGGCAUCCUCAAAUACAGUUCUAAUUUUGGUAGGUGUCUUGCAAGAGGGAGCAUAUUUCCAACGCAUCUAGAUACAGGGCCCUCUUGCCUUAUUCCUGUCCACGUGCCAUCAGAUGUUGUAUUGGGUUAAAGCUGAAAUAUAAAUGCUAUUUGGCAUCCUGCUUUUUUUUUUUUCCAUUUAAUUCAGGGUUUCUUAUCAGAGGUGUAAGUAGAGGAAUCACCCCAGAGGGCUUUUCCAAAAUUCCACUGCUCAAGCCGCUCCCCAGUCCAACCAAACCAGAAACUUUUUGGGUGGGACCUAGAAACAUAUGUUUUCCCUUUUUAGGCAUUAGAUGCUCCCCCCCCCGAUUAAGAAGUGCUGAGUAGUCACAGCAUGAUAUAUGCAUUCCAAGUUGCUGGAGGAUCUUCAGAGAAUCAGCUUUUCAUAUCUGUCUGAUGUAGAUGUAUCCCCAUCUCCAGCCAGUAGCCUGCUCCUGGGACAUUUAUGGAUAGAAUUUGAUGAGCAGCUUUGGGAAUGAGUACUUUUACUUUGUAAAAUUAUUCCUGCCAUCUGGAUCUGCAGAAGAUGGACCCAGUCACAGACCAUGCCCUUUUUAAAUUGCCCUUAAAAAAAACCCCAAACUUUAUUUAUUUAUUUAUCUGCAUGCGCGCGC
Mustela erminea (ermine) is the source of this 3357-nucleotide messenger RNA. It is a transcript of the gene CES5A, whose product is annotated as carboxylesterase 5A. The record is from RefSeq and is a predicted model, not a curated record. Bases 170 to 1957 code for a protein of 595 amino acids. The transcript is spliced from 14 exons. NCBI's taxonomy places the organism in Eukaryota, Metazoa, Chordata, Mammalia, Carnivora, Mustelidae.